AUGGGACAGGAGGGGAGCAAGGUAAAGGAAACAUUAAAGGGCAUAUGUGGCCUUCAAGUUGCGCGUGUGCUGCCCCGAAGCCCCGCUCAUAAUGUGGGUUUAGUUCCCUUUUUCGAUAUCAUCACCGCCGUUGACGAUUGUCUCCUCGUUGACGAGGAUGUUGCUGUGAUGCAGUUUAGGUCAUUUGUGUCCCAGCGAAAAAAUAGUCAGUUGUUAUUGAAGGUGUACAAUUUGCAUGUGCGCGCCUAUAGGGAAUUGGUUUGUUUUCCCAGUACGUCUUGGGGAGGCGCAGGGUUGUUGGGGUGCAGUAUUGAAUGGUGCCGUGCAAAGGACUGCUUAAGACGCAGUUGGCACGUUGUGGGAAUUCUUCCGGGGAGUCCGGCGGCUCAUUGCGAGGAACUUCGAGCAGAGCGGGACUUCAUCAUUGGUAUGCAGCGGCCAGAGGAGCCAGUCGUUACGCUUUUAAAGGAUGAGGAUGACUUCUACGGAAGGGUGGAUCUGUGGCGCAGUCUUCAGCGGGUGGCAAUUCAACGUCUGAACCGUAACUCAAUGGCUCUCCCCGCAGGGGCCGAUGGCAAAGCUGCAUCGAGCGCCGACAUUGGGAGGCUUCUACUUCUCGUCUACGACGCUUUGGAAAAUGAGGUGAAGGAGGUGGUGUUGGAUGUGGGUCCUGACGUGGAUGCUCCGUUAGGACUUAAUUUGGCAGCGGGACUGCUGCAUUCGCUAAUCAUCUCUUCCCCAAUGGAGGAACGCAGAAGCCUCAGCGGCAGUAAUGACAGUAAGGAUGGCAACGAAAACGACAAUGACGGUGGUUGUGCGACAAACAGGAGACUCAGCCUACCAGUUAUGACAACUUUUUUGACAAGUUUGGGUGUGGUGGAGAGAAGCUUGCCCGCGACGCCGUUGCAAACACCUUCCAGAAAAAAUGUUGGUAUGCACUCCCAUGACGAGUUGCCGGACCCCGUGCCAACGAUGCCUCCAACUCCUACGCCGUACAGAACGCUGGCUCCACCUGACUUUUGUGAAAUUACAAUGCCUUCGUCUAAGCCGCUAAUAGGAAGAGAGGGGGUGAUACAACGGCAAGAAUGCUUGGCGACACCGGGUGCCGUGGAUAUGAGCAGGACUCUACCUGCUGCGGGGGAAGUGGAACUCGGGGAGCUACGUAUCCCCUCGGUCCUUCAUCCGGAUUGCAAGACGAUACCAGCUAUUUCCCAGGGUUCUUUGACGAAUACUGUCGGUAGUGGUUUGGAAGGACUGACAAAUCCGUGCACCGUUUCACAGGAAGCAGCUUCUAAUGCACUGCCACCAGUCAUAACAGAGAAUGGGAACAAACCUCUGCAACCAACAGCGCAGCGGGGGGAGCAACACGUAGGGACAAGUUCUAGCGGCAUGCAGCGCCAUGGACCUGUCGCUCACGGUGCUUCGUGGAACACAUUUCUUUCUGCUAACAAAAAUUUUAACUCCCCGCCACAGGUGACGCUCCUCAAAAUUCCCCCGCCGCUACAUUUCCCAAUCAUACGGCCAACAACACCUACGUCUUGGAAAUGA
This is a messenger RNA of Trypanosoma cruzi, 1548 nucleotides long. RefSeq names its product Golgi reassembly stacking protein (GRASP homologue), putative. NCBI's taxonomy places the organism in Eukaryota, Euglenozoa, Kinetoplastea, Trypanosomatida, Trypanosomatidae. Gene Ontology annotation, molecular function: protein binding. Gene Ontology annotation, biological process: Golgi organization. The transcript has a single exon. The record is from RefSeq and is a predicted model, not a curated record. Bases 1 to 1548 code for a protein of 515 amino acids. Gene Ontology annotation, cellular component: Golgi apparatus.